UCAAGAGCACGCCUCGUCCUCUGCGUCUGUUACCUGCCUGCCCCGCCGCGGUAACUAAACACGAUCGCUUCUCUCUCUAUGCAAAUUCUGUGAGACUCGAACUCCGGAACACACAUUUUCAAGUCUGUUACUCGAACCAAACUUGAGUGAGACAAUUCAGUCUUACCAAUCUUUUAUAUUACAUAUGCAACAACAUUUAUAAUAUAUUUAUUUAUAUACAUCACCAAAAUCCAUCACAGCCAUGGGCAUCUUUGAUUGGGAAGGCGAAUCUGUCGUUUCGGGCUCGACACGUAGGUCGCGUUCUGCCCAUGCCAGAAUGCCCAAGUCGCGGGACUCCUCUCGCUCCCGCCGCAGCAGCAAGCGCCAAUCAGGUAUAUCGUCCUUCUUCGGCUCGGACAGUCACGCCAACGGUCACGGUCACAGCAGCGGCAGUCACUACAACAAGGCAAAUUCUUCGCGGGGCUCCUUGUUCGGUCUGGGUAACAACAGCACUCGGAGUUUCUUCAGCUUCGGCCGUUCCAACUCCUAUUACCGCCGACAGCCGCGCUCAUCCUUCCUGCAGCGCACCCUCAAGAAGCUGAAGCGCCUCUUACGCGACCUCAUGUACUACGCCAAGCGCCACCCCCUUAAGGUCUUCAUGCUAGUCAUCAUGCCGCUCAUCACCGGCGGUGCCCUGACCGCCCUGCUUGCCCGCUUUGGCCUGCGCCUGCCACCCUCCAUUGAACGUAUGCUCGGUGUUGCUGCACGUGCCGGCUCCGGAGAUAGCAUCGGUCUUAUGAACGAGGCCGUUCGUAUGGCCGGUGGCCUCGGCCACAAUGAGUCCCUCUCCGUAGAGAGGGGCCGCGAUGGUGAUUACCAGUGGGAACGCAGGAGCGAAUAUCAUAGAGAGAGCCAUGGCGGCGGCGGCGGCUUCCUCGACGGCAUUCGUGAUUUCUUUUCAUAAUUUACUUACCUUCCC
Molecule: messenger RNA, 958 nt
Organism: Hypoxylon fragiforme
Lineage: Eukaryota; Fungi; Ascomycota; Sordariomycetes; Xylariales; Hypoxylaceae
Exons: 2
Coding region: 242-943 (233 amino acids)
Source: RefSeq, a predicted model, not a curated record